Messenger RNA from Selaginella moellendorffii, 1898 nucleotides. RefSeq names its product F-box/kelch-repeat protein At1g30090. Gene Ontology annotation, molecular function: protein binding. The transcript is spliced from 2 exons. Lineage: Eukaryota; Viridiplantae; Streptophyta; Lycopodiopsida; Selaginellales; Selaginellaceae. The record is from RefSeq and is a predicted model, not a curated record. The coding region runs from base 458 to 1690 and encodes 410 amino acids.
CCAUCGCUUAGGUUAAGCUAAAGCGGCAGAAGAAAGAGAGAGAGAAAGAAGAGAAAGACGAGAAGAAAGCUCUUCCUCCAUCUCAUCGCAUCGCAUCGCAUCGCAUUUGUUUGUUUGCUCCAUCGCCAUCGCCAUCUAGCACGAGAGAGAGGAGGGUGAGUUGAGCUAGCGAUAGCGCGAGCACGAGAAGGAAGAGAUCGGUGCUUCCGUCCUCGGAGGCACAGACAGUAGGUCUCGGCCAUUUGAUUCGGCUCUCUCGCUGGAGCUGGAGCUGGGACAAUCUCUCAAUCGCCCAAGCGCUUGAAUUGGCAGACGCCAGAUUAAAAAACUCGCCCCGCCUACCUACGCGCGCAAGCCAAAGUCAGUGGCACAACAGCGGAAGGGAGUGUUGUCAACAAAAGGCUGGCAAAGCAAGAAAAGCCUUGCGGAGGAGGAGGAGGAGCGAUAUCACGCAGCCAUGCAUUAUGCCGCUGCUGCUCUUCCAGCUCCGGUCCACGACGUGGCCGCAUCGCCCUCCUCCUCCUGCACGUCAAUCUCUCGCCAACAGUCGCCGGAGGAGUCGACCGAAGCUCUCAUUCCGGGUCUGUCACACGACCUCGCCUUCUACUGCCUCUUCCGCCUCCCGCUGGCGAGCCAGGCCGUGGCGAGGCUGGUGUCCAAGUCGUGGCUCGUGUCCCUGUCGAGCAGGGAAUACUUCCAGGGGCGGCGGGGGCUGGGAUUCACGGAGCAGUGGCUGUGCGUGCUGGCCUUCCACAAGAGCAGCGGCAAGAUCCAGUGGCAGGCAUUCGAUCCGCUGCGGCAAAAGUGGCACCUCCUGCCGGCCAUGCCGUGCAAAGGCCGGGUGUGCCCGCCGGGAUUCGGCUGCGCGUCGAUAGCGGACCAGGGCGUGCUGUUUGUGUGCGGCGGCAUGCAAACCGACAUGGACUGCCCGAUGGACUCGGUGCUCAAGUACGAGAUGCGCAAGAACCGGUGGACGGUGGCGGGGAACAUGUCCACGCCGCGCUCCUUCUUCGCCAGCGGCAUGAUCGACGGCCGCAUCUACGCCGCCGGGGGCAACAGCGCCGACCGCUACCUCAGCUCCGCCGAGGUGUAUGACCCGGUGAUGGAUCUGUGGAGGCCGGUGGCGAGCAUGGGGACCAACAUGGCCAGGUACGAUGCAGCGGUGCUGGAUGGCAAGCUUUACGUGACCGAGGGGUGGAGUUGGCCGUUUUUGUAUUCGCCGCGAGGACAGAUCUACGAUCCCAAGGCGGACCGCUGGGAGAACAUGAGGCUGGGGAUGCGAGAAGGGUGGACGGGCCUGAGCGUGGUGCUGGACGGACACUUGUUCAUCAUCUCGGAUCUCGAGGACAGUGUCAAGCUCAAAGUCUACGACACCGGGACCGACAGUUGGAGGUGCGUGAGCGGAUCGGCCAUGCCGCCCAACAUGGUCAAGCCCUUCUCGGUGAACACGCUCAAUGGCAAGCUCCUGGUGGUGGCCAGGAGUCUCCACGUCGCGAUUGGGAAGGUCACGCACACGACGGCGAGUCCGGGUGGUGCGCACGACAUGACCAGCGUCGCCGCCACCACCACGACGAGCGUCGAGUGGCACUCGGUGGCCGCGCCGCACUGCCUAGCCGACUUUGUGCCGUCCAACUCGCAGGUGCUGCAUGGGUGGUUUGACGGUGGUAUGGAGAUUGGCGACUCAAUCUAGAAGUAGCAGCAGCAGCAGCACAGCAAGCAAAGUUUUCUUAGUUUUGUUCAGGCAGGGGAUAGGUAUGGAGCCGCAGGAGACGCUCCAGACAGAAAAAAAAGCGACCUUUGUCGGCUGAGUUCUUAAAAGUCAUCCUCCAGAAACCAGAAAUAUACGGAAGAUCUUGUCGUGCUCUAGCCACAAACAAAGAAAGUUAAAGGUGACGCUC